This is a messenger RNA of Stegodyphus dumicola, 990 nucleotides long. RefSeq lists its product as uncharacterized. The record is from RefSeq and is a predicted model, not a curated record. NCBI's taxonomy places the organism in Eukaryota, Metazoa, Arthropoda, Arachnida, Araneae, Eresidae.
AUGACGGAGGUGCGACAGUGGCAUCACGUCCCAUCUAAACAGAACCCUGCGGAUCUCAUAUCAAGAGGUGCUGAUCCGGUCAAACUUCAACUGUGUGAACUGUGGUGGCGUGGUCCCCCAUUUCUUCUUCAACCUGUGAUGACUAAGUGCCAAGAUGAUAUUCCUGAGGAGUCCGAAGAACUGUACCUUCGCGAAUUAAAACCACCAGCAGUAAGGGAAAUAUGUGCACUUAUUAACACUUAUGAGCCAUUAGAUGUCAUCAAUAAUUGUUCAUCUUACAACAAAUUGCUAAGAGUAGUGGCUUGGUGCAAGAGAUUCUUGUAUAACACCAGGCAUCCAUUGCAUGCUACACGAGGAACGUUGACAACCAGUGAACUUUCUAGUGCGUUAUUGUAUCAUGAUGGAGUACUCAGAGUGGGUGGCAGACUGAAAAACAGUGACUUAAGUGAAAUGAGAAAACAUCCUGUGAUUCUGCCAACUAAACAUAAUUUUACUGUAAAUUCUAGGUCUGUGCAGCAACAGAUGGCUGAUUUACCAGCGGCGAGAGUGACCGUAUCAAGAGUUUUUGCUAAAACAGGACUCGAUUUCUGUGGUCCAUUUGUGGUAAAAAAUUUUGUAGGUAGAAAUAAACAGGCCUUGCACUUUGAAAUUGUAAAUGAUUUAACAAGUGCAGCAUUUAUAGCAGCACUUAAACGCUUUAUUGCCAGGCGAGGUAAACCCUCAGAUAUUUUCAGUGAUAAUGGCAGAAAUUUUGUGGGUGCUCAUAGAGAAUUAAGAGCGAUUUUAAAAUCUUUAUUUAAGGAUAAAAGUAAGGAAGAAAUCAAAGGUUAUUUGGCUACUGAAAGCAUAAACUGGCAUUUUAAUCCUCCCUCUACUCCUCACUUUGGAGGUUUAUGGGAAGCUAGUGUCAAAUCCCUUAAAUAUCACUUGAAACGUGUGGUGGGAAAAACAAUUCUAACCUAUGAAGAAGUUUUUACUCUAAUUGUUUAA